Molecule: messenger RNA, 2416 nt
Organism: Xenopus tropicalis (tropical clawed frog)
Lineage: Eukaryota; Metazoa; Chordata; Amphibia; Anura; Pipidae
Gene: kcnj13
Product: potassium inwardly rectifying channel subfamily J member 13
Biological process (GO): potassium ion transport
Cellular component (GO): plasma membrane; membrane
Molecular function (GO): potassium channel activity; inward rectifier potassium channel activity
Source: RefSeq, marked provisional
AUAGCUCCCCCCACAGACAGAGAAAGAAGUGUACCACAAAGUAGAUGAUCUGCACCUAAACAAGAUUAAGGAUCGAGGACAGACCCAGUUUAGUGCCAAGCUAUACGCUACAGGGGAACAUAAAACAUGCGUAUGAAAGGCAACUGAAGACCAAGGGAAGUGUGGGCACCUAUUUGGGGAAAAAAAAAAGGAUGAAAAAUGCUUGUAAGUGACGCAUCCAGAAGGACCUCAUGCAAAUAAUUUGAAAAGGUCUAAAAAGACCCCAAUUCCAACCCCAUCACCGUGAAGAGUCGUCUGGUCUCUUAACAGUACCGUAAGCAUUGCCCAAACAGUUACUGUCCACUCUACAUCCCGGAUGUGUGCUGGAAGAUCAGGCUGACAAGACACACGUGGCACGUCAAGGGUCAUACUAGUAGAAAAUGGUACUGCAGAUCAGAACAGACCGGGAUGAAGAUACAAACAGCAGGUCACCAAAAUGUACCCUACUUAGCCCUUGCACUCACCGACUGGUGACAAAGGAUGGACACAGCAUGGUCAAAGCUGGGAGAAUGCAAGGUCAGGGUCUGACAUAUCUCCGUGAUAUUUGGGGGUUAUUACUAGAUAUGCGCUGGCGCUGGAUGAUGCUGGCCUUCUCUGCAUCCUUUCUGGCCCACUGGCUGCUGUUUGCAGUUUUCUGGUAUCUGCUGGCUGAGAUGAAUGGGGAUCUGGCAGUGGAUCACGAUGCACCUCCAGAGAACCACACCAUUUGUGUCAAGUACAUAACAAGCUUCACCGCUGCUUUUUCUUUCUCAUUGGAGACACAGCUCACCAUUGGAUAUGGCACUAUGUUCCCCAGUGGUGACUGCCCAAGUGCCAUUGCUCUGCUAGCUGUACAGAUGCUUCUUGGGCUCAUGUUGGAGGCCUUCAUUACAGGUGUUUUUGUGGCAAAGAUUGCAAGGCCCAAGAACCGGACCCCCUCAAUCAGAUUUUCAAGGCUGGCUGUGGUGGGCAGCCCUGAAGGAAAACCUUGCCUUAUGUUUCAAGUGGCAAACACACGCUCAAGUCCUUUAACAAUGGUGAAGGUCAGUGGAAUCCUAUACCAGGAGAGAGGUGAUGGGCAAAUUCAACAGGCAAAUGUGGAGUUUUCACUGGACAGUCAAGCUAGUGGAGCAGAGUGUCCCUUCUUCACAUUUCCCCUUACUUACUCUCACAGUUUGUGUUCUGGAAGUCCACUGUCAGUCUUGCUACAGAGAGAAUUAUUAUCUUCUGCUGGUCACUUGGAACUUGUGGUCUGUUUGUCAGCUACUCAGGAAAGCUCAGGAGAAAUCUGUCAGUGCCGUACUUCCUACCUGCCCAGUGAGAUUCUUCAAGGUCACCGGUUUGCGCCAUGCCUAACACGCCGGCUUGAGGGAGGAUACCGUAUAUGUAUGGAAUCCUUUGGCCGACCCCUACCGGAGCUUCCACAACCUUCACACAGACAACUGUACAGAACUGAUCUGGAGGUCUGUGCCAAUGGGCAGAGAGGGGACACCUUCCAAAUCUGUGAGACUGGUCUGGGGGAGUAACUUCUUGCAACCACAUUAUGGUCCUUACCCUUUCCAACCAUCCUAAACAGCCACGCCGACCCUUUACCAAAGGAACAGGUGUGGUGUUCAUAAGGUUCCUAAGAUUGUUCUGUGAUAGCUUAACUACUGUACACCAUGGACUGCUUCCCCUUUGACACAGAAGGGGUCAAAAGGGCAUUGCCCAACAGAGCUAACUAUAAUGACUCAGUGGUGAGCAAGCACUCCAGAGACGUCAGAGUAGGUGCAUGAGGCAACGUUGUGUGCAAAUUCAGUGUGAACGCUUAUAUUUUUAUGUAUCUACAUAAAAAAAAAAAAAAAAAAAAAAAAAAAAAACAGUGCUCCAAAAGUGUAAAUGAUACCAUGGACUAUAGGAAAACUAAGCCUUGUCAAAAGUCAAAGGUUUAAUUACAUUUUCCUUCAGAUAUUUCUGACAGCGCAGAGUGCAUUUGCAUUGCAAAUUUCAAGGUACAUAAUAUGUAAAAUGGUUAAAACUAGCUCAGUACAUAAAAGUGUAAACUAUACAUUUAUAUUACUAUAAACGCACGCACACAUACAUCAUCACUGACACUCUUAUGACAAACAUACAAGAUUCUUAAAGCAAUUCAGUUAUCACAGACAAACAAAAUAAUUGACACAUGUAUGCCAGUGGCAAGGUGGAAUAACAAACAUAUUGUAUUUUAAUGAACCUGACUAAACUCUUAGCAGAAUUCCUGUACUAACGUUUGGCAACCCUAGCUAACAGAAUACUCAGCCAAAGUCCAAAGACAGACAGAAAGCUGUCCAGAGCAAAGGGACUGCACAGGGACUGGUCCAGCGAUACCCCACUAUCUGCUUUUGACAAUUAUCUUGAAUAAAACAUGUGCUUCUAGUAA